Messenger RNA from Aspergillus novofumigatus IBT 16806, 1141 nucleotides. RefSeq lists its product as uncharacterized. The transcript has 2 exons. The record is from RefSeq and is a predicted model, not a curated record. Bases 375 to 932 code for a protein of 185 amino acids. NCBI's taxonomy places the organism in Eukaryota, Fungi, Ascomycota, Eurotiomycetes, Eurotiales, Aspergillaceae.
GUUGUUACUUACGGCUUUGAUUAGCUUUAAAUGCACCUUGUCGUUGUAACUAAGCGACUGUUAUUAUUACUUUGCCUUUCCCCAGGUUUCGAUCCUCAACUCUUGAUUUCUAGGGAUCAGACACCCUACAGUACUUGCCAUACAAUUUCUACGAUUCAACUCUCCUAGGGGUCAAUAAUAUUGGCCUCCUGCUCAAAAAAGUCUUUAAACUAUAACCUUAUAGUACUUAAAGGACAGGCCCGCAAUAUACAACAGAGCCCUACUUGAGAUAUUAAAUUACUUCCUCCAGUCAUAGAUAAAGGUAAUCAAUAUCACUCUUUGCGUUUCGGAACUAUUACUUUGGUUCUAUGUACAUUCAAUCUAACUUUUCGUAGAUGACGAAUUCAGCUGAGUCCCAUAAUAGCCAUAACAGUGGUGGGGACGGAGGAGAUGGGAGACGAUACGGAGGUGGUGGAGGUGGUCCAUACGGUGGUGGAGGGGGUGGUCAAUACGGAGGAGGAGGAGGUGGUGGUCCACACGGUGGUGGUGGAGGAGGUGGUCAAUACGGAGGAGGAGGAGGUGGUGAAUACGGAGGAGGAGGAGGUGGUGGUCCACACGGUGGUGGUGGAGGAGGUGGUCAAUACGGAGGAGGCGGAGGUGGUCCAUACGGUGGUGGAGGAGGUGGUCAAUACGGUGGUGGAGGAGGUGGUCAAUACGGAGGAGGCGGAGGUGGUCCAUACGGUGGUGGAGGUGGUGGUCCAUACGGUGGUGGAGGAGGUGGUCAAUACGGAGGAGGCGGAGGUGGUCCAUACGGUGGUGGAGGUGGUGGUCCACACGGUGGUGGUGGAGGAGGUGGUCAAUACGGAGGAGGCGGAGGUGGUCCAUACGGUGGUGGAGGUGGUGGUCCACACGGUGGUGGUGGUGGGGGCGGCGGCGGCAGCGGAGGUUGUUGAAGUAGGUUCAAAGGUAUGAAGUUGUUGUUCUCAUUAUGAGGAGCAGGUGGACUGCAUAUAUACUCUGUAUACAUGUACAGAGUACUAUGAGUAUACACACAGACCCACAUUUCGUUCAAAACCUCACAGCCACCAUGAUAUUCAACAGAGGUCGCGAUUUAUCUGAGGUGUCAGACUAUGAACACAAGGCAGAAAUUCUGCCGCCGCUA